Pezoporus flaviventris is the source of this 2485-nucleotide messenger RNA. RefSeq names its product hippocampus abundant transcript 1 protein-like. Gene Ontology annotation, molecular function: transmembrane transporter activity. The transcript has 12 exons. NCBI's taxonomy places the organism in Eukaryota, Metazoa, Chordata, Aves, Psittaciformes, Psittacidae. The record is from RefSeq and is a predicted model, not a curated record. Gene Ontology annotation, cellular component: membrane. Bases 145 to 1623 code for a protein of 492 amino acids. Gene Ontology annotation, biological process: transmembrane transport.
CCCUCCUCCUUCUCUCCCCGGGCCCGGCGCUCCCCCGCCCGGUGCGGGUCUGUGCCCGGGCCCGGUGCUCGGCGCGGCGCUGCCCGCCGCAGGGACGAUGGGGCAGCCGCGGAGGCCGGCGAACGGCAGCGGCCCGGCGGCGCCAUGACCGGCGAGAAGAAGAAGAAGAAGCGGCUCAACCGCAGCGUGCUGCUGGCCAAGAAGAUCGUCAUCCGCGACGGGGCCGGCCGACAGGGCAUUGGAGAGCCCAGCGUGUACCACGCCGUGGUGGUGAUUUUCCUGGAGUUCUUUGCCUGGGGGCUGCUGACCACGCCAAUGCUAACGGUGUUACACCAGACUUUCCCUCAGCAUACAUUCUUGAUGAACGGCCUGAUUCAUGGAGUCAAGGGUCUGCUUUCUUUUCUAAGUGCCCCACUGAUUGGUGCUCUCUCUGAUGUCUGGGGCAGGAAAUCCUUCCUCCUCCUCACUGUCUUCUUCACCUGUGCUCCAAUUCCCCUUAUGAAGAUCAGUCCGUGGUGGUAUUUUGCUGUCAUUUCCAUGUCUGGAGUCUUUGCUGUCACCUUCUCUGUGAUUUUUGCCUACGUUGCUGAUAUCACCCAGGAGCAUGAACGCAGCACGGCAUAUGGCUUGGUGUCAGCCACGUUUGCUGCCAGUCUGGUCACGAGCCCAGCCAUCGGGGCGUACCUCUCCCAGGCCUAUGGUGACACGUUGGUGGUCGUGCUGGCUUCAGGUGUGGCAUUGCUGGAUAUCGCCUUCAUCCUGCUGGCAGUGCCGGAGUCGCUGCCGGAGGAGAUGCGCCCGGUCUCCUGGGGAGCUCCAAUCUCUUGGGAACAAGCAGACCCCUUCGCUUCCUUGCGGAAAGUGGGUCAGGAUUCUACAGUGCUGCUCAUCUGUAUCACUGUCUUUCUCUCCUACCUUCCCGAAGCCGGCCAGUAUUCCAGCUUUUUCCUCUACCUGCGACAGGUCAUUGGGUUUUCCUCAGAGACAGUGGCAGCCUUCAUUGGGGUUGUUGGAAUUCUCUCCAUCCUGGCUCAGACAGUGGUGUUGGGAAUUCUCAUGCGUUCCAUAGGAAAUAAGAACACCAUCCUGUUGGGACUAGGCUUCCAGAUCCUCCAGCUUGCCUGGUACGGCUUCGGAUCGCAGCCUUGGAUGAUGUGGGCUGCAGGAGCCGUGGCUGCCAUGUCCAGCAUCACCUUCCCAGCCAUCAGCGCCAUGGUGUCUCGGAACGCAGACCCUGACCAACAAGGUGUGGUGCAGGGGAUGAUCACUGGGAUUCGGGGUCUGUGUAAUGGCCUGGGGCCGGCGCUCUAUGGCUUCGUCUUCUAUCUCUUCCACGUGGAGCUGAAUGAAAUGGCUGAGGUGGAAACUCUGGGUAAGGCCUCCAAACCCAACAUGGCCAACCCUACGGAUGAGAGCAGCAUCAUCCCAGGGCCUCCCUUCCUGUUUGGGGCUUGUUCUGUCCUGCUGUCGCUCCUGGUGGCCUUGUUCAUUCCAGAACACAACCUUGCACUGAGAUCAGGCAGCCACAAGAAGCACAGUAAUGGAGCUCAGUCCCACACCCACAGCCCUCAGGCUGGUGGGUCGGAUGGCAAAGAGCCCCUGCUCGAGGACAGCAGCGUAUGAGGCCAGGAGAGAAGGACCUGGCUCACAUCUGGACCCCAGGCCAAGGAUGGACUCAGCCAGUGGGAGUUCAGGGAGAGAAAGACAGGGUGGGGGGGGAGAGAAGAAGCGAGGUGAGACUGUGCCACUAACAGCUAAUGGGAAGGGAUGAGGUUUUCCUUUCCAGCCAAAUACACCCUCAGCUGGUGCAGAACCGGAGUUGUAUCAUCUGGUGCUGAUAGGAAGGGGAGAUACUGAACUGCUCCAUGGGAAGGGAUAGUUCCUGAAGGCAAAGCAUGUACUUGGGCAUUGAACUUCAAGGUGUGCCCUGCCAAAUCCUCAACUUGCCAAGGAAAACUGAAGGAGCAAGCAUUGGCUUUGUUCUGGUGUGAACAGAAGCAGCUGGUAUAAACCAAGGCAUCAGCUCCAUGCCCCAUCCCCUGGUGGAACCAGUCCCAUCACAGCUCACCUGGGGGCAGCAGCAACCAGGGCCAUGCACCAGGGUGAAGAGCAGAUGGUGUGGUCAGGCCUGAGCUGCCCCUCGCUGCUUGGAGCCUGUGAAUUCACCCUUGUUGGCCCGGGUGAAACUUAGAUUCCCCCCCCCCAAAUCUACUGACUUAAUGUUCUGAUGAAGAGAAGUUGCACAGAGGUGAAUGGGAGAGGGAAGGACAACCCUGUGAGUGCUGGGUGCUGAGGAGGUCCAUGAUGGUUGUGUUCCUCUUUGGCUUUUUCCUGUUACCCUGUCUUGGUAGGAGGAUUCUUCAGAGCUGGUUUCUCAGGCACUCUUAAGGGGUGAUCAGAAAAUAGCCUCUCUGAGGGGCUGGAGAAGCAACUCAACCCCAUGAAGCACUUGCUAAAUCUUUGAGGGAAAGGCCAAAGAAGGAGC